This is a messenger RNA of Brassica oleracea var. oleracea, 1736 nucleotides long. RefSeq lists its product as uncharacterized. Lineage: Eukaryota; Viridiplantae; Streptophyta; Magnoliopsida; Brassicales; Brassicaceae. The record is from RefSeq and is a predicted model, not a curated record. Gene Ontology annotation, cellular component: cytoplasm; chloroplast.
GAUAUUUUUGAUGUGAGACAUUUUAUUGAUUCAUUAAGAGAUGAAGUUCGGAUCUUUAGGAGGCUUCCUAAACGUUAUAGCACCAAGUCUGGUUACCAGAUGUUCCAAAUGCCUCCUGUUAGCUGGUCUGAUGAUAACUAUUACUUGAACCAGAUAUUGCCCCUGUUUAGCAAACAUAAAGUUGUUCACUUUAAUAGGACGGAUACCCGCCUAGCAAACAAUGGUCUUCCUCUCUCACUCCAGCGGCUCAGGUGUCGUGUGAACUUCCAGGGACUUAAUUUCACUCCACAGCUUGAGGUCCUGGGGUCUAAGCUAGUCCGCAUGCUACAGCAAAGAGGGCCCUUUGUCGCUUUACAUCUGCGAUACGAGAUGGACAUGUUAGCUUUCUCUGGCUGCACUCGUGGUUGCAGUGACGAAGAAGCGGAGGAGCUUAAAAAGAUGAGGUACACAUAUCCAUGGUGGAGAGAGAAGGAGAUAGUCUCAGAAGAGAGGAGGGCGCAAGGGCUGUGUCCUCUGAAGCCAGAGGAGGUGGCGUUAGUUCUAAAAGCACUGGGAUUCGAUAAAAAUACAGAGAUAUACAUUGCAGCUGGUGAGAUUUCUGGCAGCGAGCAUAGACUGUCUGUUCUAAGAGAAGCAUUCCCGAGAAUUGUAAAGAAGGAAAUGCUAUUAGAGUCCACAGAGUUGCAGCAAUUUCAGAACCAUUCGUCUCAAAUGACUGCUCUAGAUUUCAUGGUAUCUGUGGCCAGCAACACUUUUAUUCCCACGUAUGAUGGAAACAUGGCAAAAGUGGUGGAAGGUCAUCGGAGAUAUCUCGGGUUUAAGAAGACAAUCAUGCUUGACCGCAAGAGACUCGUCGAGCUGCUGGAUUUACAUGACAACAAGACCCUCACGUGGGAUCAGUUUGCAGUAGCCAUCAAGGCAGCACAUGAGAGACGAUCAGGAGCACCUACACAUCGAAGAGUAGUUCCUGACAAACCUAAGGAGGAAGAUUACUUCUACGCAAACCCUCAAGAAUGUCUAUGUGAAGGGUACAAGCUACACAUCAGCUAAACUGAUUCUCACUCCCAGAAGAUGAUUUCGCCUUGCCCACCAACCAAACAAAGAUCUUUGAGCCGUCUCUCUUGGUAAUACUCUAGCACGUCAUGUUCAAGCUGUCUGUCCUUGAAGAUUUGGUCUCACCAAUCCUUAUCUUGAGAGCCAUUUCCAUCCUAAGUCCUUUCCUUCUUCCAGAAGCUUUUCAUCCUUCCAAAGACGAGCAAGAAUUGAGUGUGCUAAGUAGCUUAAAAGGACAGGAGAGGUAAGAGUUGGAACGUAAAUUCCACCUUUUCAAUGGUGGUAGUAAAACCAGAAAUAACAAAUUUGCAGGCAUCUCUGACAACACGGCAUAUAAGUUCCUCGUUUGAACGAGUUACAGGCAACUCAAGAUGCCCCCAUAUGGUGUUUCUGAAGAUAGACUCUAACAAGAAUGCGUCUGAACCGCAAAGAGCCACAAGCCGAAUGUACUGGAGCAUGCCAGAGGGAAGAGAUUGGCCCUCUACAAUGUCAAAGUAUCCAGUCUCACCCAUUAGCCACAGCAAUAUCCAACUUGUCUCCAAGGAAGGGGUCUGAUUCUGGUAUCUCUAUUGUUAAAGACUUAUGUGCUCCGGUUAAGGUUUGAUUCCACAAAACCGUGGUCCGGAGCAAGGUCUGCAUUGCUUUUGUUCAGAUCAUACUGAAUGCGCCGGCUUAACAUUGUU